Molecule: messenger RNA, 816 nt
Organism: Papaver somniferum (opium poppy)
Lineage: Eukaryota; Viridiplantae; Streptophyta; Magnoliopsida; Ranunculales; Papaveraceae
Exons: 1
Coding region: 1-816 (271 amino acids)
Source: RefSeq, a predicted model, not a curated record
AUGGCGGAAUUAAGAGAAAUGAUGACUGCAAAAAUAAAUGAUGGAAGGAGACAACUAGAUGAAGCAGUGGAGGAAGCUGGGAAAACUCCCUUUACAAAGCAGAUUCAAAGGGCAGUGAUACCGUCUAAGUGCAGUUUACCAACAUUCACUAGCAUAUUUGAUGGAAGCGCCUGUGCAAUACAACAUGUGAAAGCUUACACACGAUCUCUGUUACAGUGGGAAAACAAUGACGCAGUAAUGUCUAAAUAUUUCGCUACGAGCCUGGCAGGGGAAUCUCUGAAAUGGUUUGAAGGACUACCAAUAGAAUCCAUUGGAUCAUUCCACCAUUUACAGGACAUCUUUUUAGGACAAUAUAUUAACAAUAAUAUGUCAAGACCAGGAAUUGAGACGGCAUUCAGACUUCGCAGAAGAACAAAUGGGAGUUUACGUCAUCUAACAACACGUUGGAGAACCAUGUGUAGCGAAAUGGGAAGACGCUUGGAUGAGCGACACCUUAUUCUUGCAUUUAUCAAUGCUCUCUUCGCUACAGAUUUAUUAUAUACACAAAUCUUUAGGAUAAAGGAUACAAUAACGAUGUCAGAGCUGCGCGAAUUUCAAGAGGAGUACAUAGCACUUGAGGAGAAACAAAGAGAUAUGAAGUCGUACCCAGUUGCAAUACCUGAUGCGAAAGGUGGAAAUGCAAGUUUACUCCCAAUACUGGCAAAUGCUGUUGCGAGUACGUCGCAGGGAAAUCAAGGAAGGAACAUUACAGAAAUGGAACAAAAACUAAUAGCCAUGGUAGUGCAGAUCAAGCAGAAUUUGACAAAGAGUAUAUAG